This is a messenger RNA of Rhodamnia argentea, 2199 nucleotides long. RefSeq lists its product as uncharacterized. NCBI's taxonomy places the organism in Eukaryota, Viridiplantae, Streptophyta, Magnoliopsida, Myrtales, Myrtaceae. The record is from RefSeq and is a predicted model, not a curated record. The coding region runs from base 1 to 2199 and encodes 732 amino acids. Gene Ontology annotation, molecular function: nucleic acid binding. The transcript is spliced from 3 exons.
AUGGGUCGGUACGUCAAGAAUGUUCCUUUGCCGAUACGUGACUUUCCGAACAGUUUGGAAGACGCAGCGCUUCACGGGUUCUUGGAUCCGAAGCGAGAUAAAGUUACAAGAUGGGAAGAUUUGGCUAAGGCAUUCGUAGAACAAUACCAAUACAACACCGAGAUGGCCCCAACAAGGGAAGUGUUGUCCCGUACGAUCAAGAAGAGAGACGAGUCAUUUAGGGUUUUUGCACAUAGAUGGCGCGCUUUGGCUGCCGAAGUUCGCCCACCUCUUGAGGAACCCGAGAUGAUCAGCAUGUUUGUAAAAACUCUUCCAAAUGAGUUUUAUCAAAAGCUCAUUGGAGCAGGAUUUCAAAAUUUUCCCUUGCUCGUCGAAGCCGGGGAGAGAAUUGAGGGUGGAAUGCACGAAGGAAGAAUAGCGGAAGGCAAACAGCUUGUGACUAAAGAAGCUGCUCGAGCUAACCCCCCGAAGUAUCGUGGGUUCGACCUUUCCAAAUCCCGCGCUUUCCACACGGGAGAAAGAGGGCACGACGUUGACGGUUGCUACGUCCUCAAGCAUAAAGUCCAGGAUCUUGUAGAAGGAAAUCGUUUGUCGUUUAAGGACUUCGAGCCGAAUGUGCAGAGAAACCCGCUACCGUGCCACGCUCCAAAUGUUGCAAUCAUUGAAGAGGUGAGAAGCGUCACCAAGAAGAGAUUCCGAAUAGAUGUCGUGGAAAUGUAUCAAGCACUCGUUUCGGCUGGACAUUACAAUGGUACGGAUUUAAUCCCCAUCCAAGAGAAGCGUGUACGCAUCGCCGAGAUGGUCCGAACCGGAGUAAUUCGGGCUACCCCAAAUGAAGUCAUUGGCACUUCAACCCCUCAUGUGUGCCUGGAUCCGAAUGAGACACUCAUCGCUAUGGUAGAGCUCGUGGUAAUAGACCUCACUGUCGUAGAGGAUCUAGGCGAUUACGAACUUGAAGAUGAGGGCCAUAUGGUUAUUGAUCUCACUUCCGAAGAAUUCAUCCGUAUGGGGGCUCGGUUGGAUGCUAGCUUGGGCAUCGUGGGAAGCAGCCUAUGCCCAAUCACGGUUGACACACCAUCGGCGGUUGCAAGUGAAGGCGCACCUGUCGCCAUCGACAAUAAGGAAGUGGCCCGGGACUAUGGGACUGAGGCGCUUGAUUCGGUCACCCGGACGGGUCGUUCUUAUGCACCUCCAGGGCCGUCUCAGAAGAAACCCGUGACGGAAGCGGAGGCUGAACAUCUUCUAUCUGUUGUAAAAACUAGUGAAUUCUCCGUGGUGGAUCAGCUUAGAAAAAUGCCGGCCCGCAUUUCCAUCCUCGAGUUAUUCCAAUCGUCGGAAAAGCAUAAAGAAGCCCUUCUAAAGGUGCUUAACGAGGUGCAUGUUCCCGAUACUACCGGCGCACUCCGGUUGGAGGAAUUCGUUGGCUCUAUUCUACCGAAUGAUCAAAUAUCAUUUUCCGAUGAAGAUCUUCCGUCCGGUGGUCCUUCGCAUUGCAAUGCUCUCCACAUCUCCAUUACAUGCCGAAGCGGAAUGAUUUCACGAGUCCUUAUUGACAAUGGGUCUGCGGUGAACAUUUGCCCCCCGAGUACAUACCGUCUACUGGGAUUUGAAGAGUCGCAGAUGCAUCCAUCUAGGUCGAAUGUGAGGGCUUUCGAUGGUAUGAGCAAGAAUGUCCUCGGUGAGGCUAAACUGGAAGUGUUAAUUGGGCCUUCCAGGUUCUCAAUGACGUUUCAAGUACUGGACAUUCCAUCUUCCUUCAACAUGCUUCUGGGUAGACCGUGGAUUCAUAUGGCUAGGGCUGUCCCUUCAAGCCUCCAUCAGAAGGUUCGAUUUAUUGAUAACGGUCAAAUGAUAACGGUUAAUGGAGAAAUGGACAUGCGACUUCCCGAGGGAGUUGUCGUCUCAUACAUUCCGCCUAGAGCUGAAGAUGAAGCCGGUUAUCAUACAUUCGAACCGGUAUCAACAAUACAUGUCCCGGAAGAUGCCGUCACUCAACCCCCGUCGCUGUCCGGCCUCGCCCUUAUGUCUAGCGCAGUGUUGCUUCAAUACGGACAUAUCCCUGGAGAAGGCUUGGGAUUGUAUGGUCGUGGCAUCACCGAACCCAUUCGCGUAGAACCGGAUAAUGGUCCUUUCGGACUUGGUUAUUCCGGAAGUCGUAAUCGAUCCGACGGCCCCACGGCUCGUCCUGUUUCGACGUAG